This is a messenger RNA of Boleophthalmus pectinirostris (great blue-spotted mudskipper), 905 nucleotides long. RefSeq names its product galectin-1-like. Gene Ontology annotation, molecular function: laminin binding; galactoside binding; carbohydrate binding. The coding region runs from base 28 to 528 and encodes 166 amino acids. The transcript is spliced from 4 exons. NCBI's taxonomy places the organism in Eukaryota, Metazoa, Chordata, Actinopteri, Gobiiformes, Gobiidae. The record is from RefSeq and is a predicted model, not a curated record.
AUCUAAGUCCCGCCCUCUGCCUCAUAAAUGUCCAGCCCCAGCUCAUACCAGGACCUCCAGUCUCCAGAACUCUCCACUCCUCCUUCCUCUGGUCCUGUAGCUGAAAAAUCUGCAAAAAUGGAUCAAUGUGCAAUGAUUGUGAAGAACAUGUCCUUUAAGGUGGGACAGACCCUGACUCUGGUGGGAACGAUCAAACCUAACCCCACAAGGUUUUCGGUGAACAUUGGUCCGAAUGAGAACAAUAUCGCCAUACACGUAAACCCUCGCUUCAAUUAUGGCUGUGAUCAGAACACUGUGGUGUGUAACUCGUACCAGUGCUGUGUGUGGGGCGAGGAGCAGAAGGAGACCAGCUUCCCCUUCAAGGCCGGACAAACGUUCAGGAUGAUCAUCAGGUUCAACCCGACUGAGUUCCUGGUGGUUCUCCCUGACUGCUCCUCCUUCAAGUUCCCAAACCGCCUGGGCCGAGAAAAGUACUCCGUGAUUGGCAUAGAUGGAGACGCAUGCAUCACCAGCUUCGAGAUCAUAUAAAAGUUCACAUUUUUUAUAAACAUGUCUUGCUUUAAAACGCAGUAGGAAAGUGAAAGUCUUAUGCAAAGUUUUAUAAUAAGUAACUCCGUGGACAUGCUGUCACCCGGGUUUGAUUGAGUUAAUGAAUUAAAGGUCCUAUAUUUCACAAAAUUGACUAUUGUGAGCUUUUAGUCAUGUUAGAAGGUUGUCUAGUGAAGGUGUAUAGAGUUUAAAAAACACAGUGGAGCACUUCCUGUAUUACUACAAAUCCAUGUGAGAGAAGAACUCCGCAACCCUAACCCAGGAUUUGUGCGUUAAAAUAUGUGAUUGAAACAAAAUACAACUCUAGGUGUGUUUUUGAUGAGGAAGCAACAUUAUAACAAAGAAAAUCAGAAAAA